Penaeus vannamei (Pacific white shrimp) is the source of this 1328-nucleotide messenger RNA. Lineage: Eukaryota; Metazoa; Arthropoda; Malacostraca; Decapoda; Penaeidae. The record is from RefSeq and is a predicted model, not a curated record.
GUGUUCCACAUGUACAAGCGCCUGGCCGGGGGAGAGUACCUCGGCUUCAACAACGGCGUCUUCCUGAGCGAGAGGAAGUGCGCCGACCGGAACUUCGCUCUCGCCUACUUCAUGAGGGAGAACAAGUGCUUCCCUCCGAACACGAAGCUUCACGAGACCCUCGAUUUUUACUUCCAGCUGUGUUCGCUGGAGAUCACGGCGGAGGCGGGCGCGGUCAUGGCGGCGACCCUGGCCAAUGGCGGCAUCAACCCACUCACCGGGGACCCUGUGCUGACCGUGGAAGCCGUGAGAAAUACCCUGACUUUGAUGCACUCCUGCGGCAUGUACAAUUACUCGGGGCAGUUCGCAUUCAAGCAAUUGAUAGACUGUGGACCUCUCUUCGCCGCUCAGGUUGGACUCCCUUCCAAAUCCGGCGUGUCAGGCUGCGUGCUGCUGGUCGUCCCCAACACCAUGGGCAUCUGCCUUUGGUCGCCGCCCCUCGACUCCAACGGGAACUCCUGCCGAGGAGUUCAGUUCUGCAUGGAACUCGUAUCGAGAUUCACCUUCCACAACUUCGACAACCUCCGCAACCACAUAACCACCAAGACUGACCCCCGCAUGGCCAAAGCAGAGUCCAGGGCGCAGAUUCUGUUCGACCUCCUCUUCUCCGCCGCUGCUGGGGAUCUGUCUGCUCUCAGGAGACACUCGCUCUCGGGCACGAACAUGGAGGCCAAGGACUACGACGGACGAACGGCUCCACGUGGCGACGUCUGAGGCCACCUCGAGAUCGUCGAGUACCUCCUCAAGAACUGCCAGGUCAACCCAUUACCCAAGGAUCGCUGGGACAGAACGCCCCUUGACGACGCUCGGUGCUUCGGCUACCCGCGCUGCGGUCAGCUGAUCAUGGACAUGUGCAAGAAAAAAGGCAUCGAAAUACCUCCCCCUGUAACAGAAGAUUCAAUGAAAGAAUAGAGGGAACAUUGCUUGGUACUCUAUAUUUUUGACUUCCAUUUUAUCAGCGACUUGCGUGUUAAAGAAGCGAAAAAGACACAAGGCGGGUUUUAGGGGUCGGUGGUGUCGUCUGUGCGAAUAAGACGAAUCCGGAUCACUUCAGGAUUUGAAGCUUCGAUUCACCGCCAGGUCUCGGAGUCGCCAAUGUUGGACGACGGAAUUUAUAGUUAUAGUUAUAUAGGCUAGAAAUUUUAUAUACUUCGAUUCAGAUUGUUGUUAGAUAGAUCUAUUUUUAUAAGAUGAUAUUGUUUUUGUAAGAGCACUUGCUUCUGUCUUUUGUGCUCACAGCUGUUGUUCCCUAACGUAAAUGAAGGCAUAUAUAUAUAUAUAUAUAUAUA